AUGGAUGAGAAGUUUCACGGAGCGUUUAUCCGCGAUAUAAUUCAGAUACCUUCAAUCUUAAAGGGGCUCGAGUAUUUGCAUGCGUCAGCAAUCGGCUAUCAUGGUUCGUUAACGCCAUGGGCAUGCCUGAUCGACCGGAACUGGAUGCUGAAGUUGACUGAUUUCGGAAUCGCAGAAUCAAUCGAAAUAUGGGAAAAGUUGCAAAUCAUUUCUGGCGAGACGGUCGAGGAUGAUGACAAAUGCAGUGGAGCGAAACAAAAAACGAGUGAGGUGUUUCGUCAAUUCCUUACUGAAAAUACAACUUUUUUUGCAUUCGCCUCUCUUGAAGAUGACUGA
Messenger RNA from Anisakis simplex (herring worm), 336 nucleotides. The record is from the annotation of a GenBank genome assembly. NCBI's taxonomy places the organism in Eukaryota, Metazoa, Nematoda, Chromadorea, Rhabditida, Anisakidae.